UUGACAACCUAACUAUUCAUAUCUAGGAGACUUAACUAAGGAGUUUUAAAGAAGGAAAAGAAACCACCAUUGCUCAUCUUCCACGUUAUUUCUACCCCCCUUCUCCUGAUUUGGUCCCCCAGAAGAAUAAGAAGGGAACAGCAAUUUCAUUCCUAGUUCUCCUGCCCAAAUUAUGUUGUUCAUGUUUACUGGGAAGAAAAAGGGAGGUAAUUAGGGAGACUUCUGAUUUUGAAGGCUCUCAAGCAAUCCAGAAUCCCAAACUAAAAAGGCAGUGAAAGGAUAGGAACCUUUGAAUUAGACAGACCUGGUUUUGAAUUUUCCCUUUUCUACUUACUGGCCAUGUAAUCUCAGUUUUCAUGUAGUGUGUAGAGCUCCCAGCAUGGUCCCUUGCAUCCAGGAAGCACAUUUCCAGUAAAUGGUGGUCAUUUUUAUCCUUCUCAAAGUAAGUCAUAGGAGAGGGAUUUCAAAUUGAAGUGAGGCUGAGAGUUAAGCUACAUAGGAGGACUAAAAGUGGGACUGGAUUCAGAAAUGACACAAAUGAAAAAGGGUUAAAGUCAAAGUUGAUCCAGGCCUUUGGAGCUUAUUGUGUAGCUGUGCUGAUUAUACAUCAUAUGGGUCAAUGUUAUGAAGACUGGGGGAGUCUGGCAGAGUUCCUGCUCCUCCCAGGGCGAUAUCAAAGGGCAACAGGAGCUGUGACAGAAGACAGACACUCAGACUAGAGCCAGAUGUGGAACUGAAGCAGCAAGAGGAAACACAAGAGCAUAGGAAGUGAGAAGACAACCAAGAACAAACUAUUGUCAGAGGAGUGUGCAUGUCCUGCUGGAUGCCUGCUUUUUCCCUCUUGGAACUCCUUUCUGUUACUGUUUGGAGCACAGAGGGGCUGCUGAGAUGGAGAGUCCCAAGACUGAUACAGAAAUGCCAUAUCCUGAGAUUAUAGUAGAAGUGGGCAGAGUCACUUUUGGAGAAGAAAACAGGAAGAAGAUGACCAAUAGCUACUUGAAAAGAUCUGAGAACUCCAAAAUCAUCCAGGCUAUAUGUGCACUGUUAAACUCUGGAGGGGGUGUGAUCAAAGCAGAGAUCGAAGAUAAAACCUAUAGUUACCGAUGUCAUGGGCUGGGACAGGAUUUGGAAACUUCUUUUCAAAAGCUCCUUCCUUCAGGUUCACAGAAAUACCUUGACUACAUGCAGCAGGGGCACAGUCUCCUGAUUUUUGUGAAGUCAUGGAGACCAGAUGUUUUCAGCCUCCCACUAAGGAUUUGCAGCGUGCGCUCCAAUAUAUAUCAGAGAGAUGUCACUUCUGCCAUCAACUUGAGUGCCACUGGUGCACUGGAGCUUCUCAGAGAGAAGGAGUCUAGAGGCCAAAGAGGAAGGCCAAGGGUGAAGGAGCUGCAGCGUUGGCAAGUUCUCCACAAAUACAUUCAGGAAGAGGAAGAUAUAAAGAUGUCUGCUUCAGAAUUUUUUAAAAGAGACAAACUCACGUAUAAGGAGAAACUCAACUUUACUGAGUCAACACACGUUGAGUUUAAAAGGUUCACCACCAAAAAGGUUGUACCUCGGAUUAAAGAAAUGCUGCCUCAUUAUAUUUCCGCAUUUGCCAACACUCAAGGGGGGUACCUAAUUAUCGGGGUGGAUGAUAAGAGCAAAGAAGUGUUUGGAUGUAAGGGGGAAAAAGUGAACCCUGACUUAUUAAAAAAAGAAAUAGAAAACUGCAUAGAAAAAUUGCCUACUUUCCAUUUCUGCCGUAAGAAGCCAAAGGUGAAUUUCACUACCAAAAUCUUGAAUGUGUACCAGAAAGAUGUCCUGUAUGGUUAUGUCUGUGUGGUUCAAGUGGAGCCCUUCUGUUGUGUAGUGUUCGCACAGGCCCCAGAUUCCUGGAUCAUGAAAGAUAAUUCUGUCACAAGGCUGACAGCUGAGCAGUGGGUGGUCAUGAUGCUGGAUAUUCAGUCAGCUCCUUCCAGUUUGUCCACACACGACAGCUCUCAACUGAUUUCAGCAGCUCCAUCUGCACCAAGAAGCCCAGGAUAUCUCAUAAAAGUCCUGGAAUUUAAGGAGGCUCUGCAACAACAUUUAUUUCCAGUGACACAGGAAGAGGUACAGUUUAAACCAGAGUCCCUCUGUAAGAAGCUAUUCUCAGAUCAUGAAGGACUGGAGGAAUUAAUGAAGACACAGAUACAUCCUUGUUCUCAGGGGAUUGUGAUAUUUUCUAGAAGCUGGGCUGGUGAUGUUGGCUUAAGGGAAGAACAGAAUAUCCUGUGCGAUGCUCUCCUAAUAGCAGUUAACAGCCCCCUGGUUCUCUAUACAAUCUUGAUAGACCCCAGUUGGCUUGGAGGACUUGAAUAUGCCCGAAACACUGCUCAUCAGUUAAAGCAGAAACUGCAAACUCUUGGUGGUUACAAAGGAAAAGUGUGCAUCAUUCCAAAACUGAUACACCUGACCAGCGCACAGUGCAGACCUGGUGAGAUCCCUGUGCACUACCCCCAGUCCUACAGGCUUGCUGAUGAGGAUGAAAUGGAAGACUUGUUGCAGGCCCUUGUGGUGGUCUCCCUGUGCUCCAGAUCUCUUCUGAGUGACCAGCUGGGCUGUGUAUUUUUCAACUUGCUCAUAGCAGAGCAGAGCGAGUUGCUUUCUGAGAGCCUCCAGGAGAUGCGGGAAUUGUUCAUCCACUGCUUUCCAGGGACCAGGAAGACAGCCCUAGCCAUAAAAGUCAUGGAUAAAAUUAAAGAUUUGUUCCACUGCAAACCAAAAGAAAUCCUCUAUGUUUGUGAAAGUGACUCCCUAAAGGAUUUCGUGAUCCAACAAACCACCUGCCAAGCUGUGACCCGGAAAACCUUCAUGCAAGGGGAGUUUCUAAAGAUUAAACACAUAGUGAUGGAUGAGACUGAGAAUUUCUGCAGUAAAUAUGGUGACUGGUACAUGAAGGCUAAGAACAUCACCCAUCCAAAGGUGAGAGGGGCUGGAAGUGAAAACCUUCACCGUGGGGUUCUCUGGAUUUUUCUGGAUCCUUUCCAAGUCCAUCACGCAGAUGUCAGUGGUCUUCCCCCUCCAUCUGCUCAGUUUCCUCGAAAAACAAUCACCAAUGGGAUCCAUUGUUCUCUGGAGAUAGCAAAGCUCAUGAAAGAAGAAAUGAAGAGAAUCAAAGAAAAUCCUCCCUCCAACAUGUCCCCAGACACACUGGCGUUGUUCAGGGAAGUUGCCUAUGAGGAAGCAAUGUGUGCCCAGGCUCUGCCUGGGGUGUGUGAGACAAAGACUAACCUGACAACAGAACAAAUAGCGAAUUAUGUGGCAGAAAGAUGUCACAGCCUGUUCCAGGGUGGCUAUCUGCCCAAAGAUAUAGCAAUUCUAUGCAGGAGAGGGGAGGACAGAGGACGCUAUAAGCUUGCACUGCUGAAAGCAAUGGAAUUAAUUGAGACCCAAGGAGCACCAGAGGUGGUGUUCAGCCAGGCCCCUGGUGUUUGGGGCAGUCACAUCAUUCUAGACAGUAUUCAGCAGUUUUCAGGCCUGGAGAGGAAUAUCGUGUUUGGGAUUAGUCCAGAAUGUGCCCAGUCAGAGGAAUUUCCUAAGCUCUGCUUUGCCUCGAGAGCCAUUAAACACCUCUACCUGCUUUAUGAAAGGAGGACAGCCUUCUGAAAAUUAUUACAAAUAAGGCAGGAAGCCAGGCAGAGCAGAGUCCAUACACCCAGAUGGGUGGCAGCCACUCUUUUUUAAUGUUACAAGUAAGGAAAUCAAGGCACAUCAGUAUGGCCUGGAGCCACGGAAAUGUCUCUUGGGGCUGAUGCUUCCACUCUAUUUGCAGUGCCACUGUCCUUUUCCUAGUCCUCUCUGCCUCCUCCCUGACAAUUACAACAGGCUUCUAACUGGUCCCUGGACUCCAGCUUUCCUAGCUCAAUCCAGCUGUC
This is a messenger RNA of Lemur catta (Ring-tailed lemur), 3896 nucleotides long. Its product is annotated as protein SLFN14. The record is from RefSeq and is a predicted model, not a curated record. The coding region runs from base 889 to 3627 and encodes 912 amino acids. Gene Ontology annotation, molecular function: RNA endonuclease activity; ribosome binding. The transcript has 7 exons. Lineage: Eukaryota; Metazoa; Chordata; Mammalia; Primates; Lemuridae. Gene Ontology annotation, biological process: mRNA catabolic process; rRNA catabolic process.